This is a messenger RNA of Branchiostoma belcheri (Belcher's lancelet), 1423 nucleotides long. RefSeq lists its product as uncharacterized. The coding region runs from base 217 to 720 and encodes 167 amino acids. The transcript has a single exon. The record is from RefSeq and is a predicted model, not a curated record. Lineage: Eukaryota; Metazoa; Chordata; Leptocardii; Amphioxiformes; Branchiostomatidae.
ACAGUCAAGCUGGUACAGGACAAAACCGAACAACAGCAGUGUAGACAGAAAGAGUUCUAUGACAAGAAAGUUCAUGGCAAGCCCUAUGAGAUUGGCGACACUGUCUUUGUUCUGAACAAACAAGUAGGAAAGGGACUUGCGAGGAAAUUGGCGCGUAAGUACAACGGCCCAUUUGAGGUUGUGCGCCGUAUUGGCGAUACAUACGAAGUGCGUAGCAUGAGAGGAAGGGCACAGCAGAAGGUAGUCCACUUUGAGAACCUAAUCCCUUUCUCUCCCACGCAGGAGGACCCGGAUUACAAUCCGCGGGACGAUGGCCCUCGCCGCCCCGCCCGCCCUAACCGUAACCGGCGUCCGGUCCCUUCCCUUUCAGAAAGUCCUGUAACGUCCGAGGAGGAGUCCUCCCCGGGCACUUGUUCCGGUUCUGUUUCAGGUUCCGACCGACACUCAGACGCUGAUGACGGCCCGACCGCAUGGACCCACCCGAAGGCUCCUGUCCAGCCGAGAAGACAGCCUGCAAACCGGGGGGUAGAGAGCGGUGACGACGGGGGCAGCGACGAGUUCCGGACGUGCCCUGACGACUCUGACGCUGGUGACCAGGAGAGACCUUCAACGAGCCAGGCAGCUGAUGACCGGAGGCCACGCAGACAGCGACGCAGACCAGCACGCCUGGAGGACUUCAUCAGCUUUGACUCCGACGAGGAAUAUAUAGAUUUAACAUAGCUGAGUGUUGUGUAUAGCAAAGGUUUUGAGCACAAUGCAUUAUGAUGGAUGACAUUCAUGUGUAUGUUGCCUUGAUGUCAUAUCCCGUGUUAUGUGCCAUAUUUGAUUGUGUAAUGGAUAUGUUUAUAUUUGACCUUGUUUUAUUAUUAUGUUCUAUCCCCUGUAUAUGGUAAUAUGAGUUCGCGGACGAGGACGUCCGCUUGAUGGAAAGAGGGGGAUAGUGUAACGGUUAUGACUUAUUAUGAUUUGUAUAAUUAGGGUAAUAUGUAAAUGACCAUGUGGAAAGACUACUUUAGAGAUUAUGCAUAUAUUUGCGCGUUAGGUAGGCCCUGAUUGGUUGGUGAGAGCAACCAAUCAGGUUAGGGACUAUUGUGAACAGAGUUGAGCUUGGGAAAGACAAUCGCUGUGUAAGUCAGUCGUGACCUGGAUCCAAGGUAUGUGCACAUGUCUAGUUGUAGCUCUGUAGAUAAGUAGAUUGUAUAACUGCUAGUACCACAUCUGUGUAAUCCUAGACCAUGGGUAACCCUCUGUGUAACUACAUGCUAAACUCCUUGUGAACCAUUAGACCACAUCUACCUGUUUUAGAGUUAACAUACGGAUCAAUAAACCCGGCUCAGCAGAAGUAAUCGAACUGUUUGGAUCUCUCUCUAUACUAAGAUACUAUAGAAGCUAAGAUACCAAACGACCACUAGACCUCAAAUAU